GUUUUCUUUCCCAUUCUAAAAAGUGAUAUGCAACUUUCGUUUUCGUAUUUGUUCUUUGGGGAUUUUUUUAUUUAUUGACUCCAUUAUGUUAGUAGCGAAAAAGUUCGAGAGUUUUUCCAAACUCCAACAAACGAUUGCCGUUCGGUAUGAUGAUGAUGAUGGGUGGGAGGAGGAGAGCGAUCUGACUCUGAGGCAGAGAAGAUAUUUUUGUUAUGGGUUCUUGUGUAUCAACGCUGAAUAGCUGCGUUGGAGAGAGGUCGAGCUCCUCCAAGAAGAAGACUUGGAAGAGAAGAAGAUAUGGACUAAGAAGAAGAGUGUCUUCAAACUCGUCUAAUGGAUCAUUGGACAAACCCACCUUUCAAGCUGGUAGUGUUGAGGAGACAUGGUUUGAUUCAGUUGCUGUAUUUGAGUCUGACUGCGAUGAAGACUACUUGAGUGUCCCUGAUGAUGUGGUAUCUUUAAAUGGUAUUGAAGCUGGAUCCUUAUCAAGUUACUCAUCUUCAAGGGAUGCCAACCAUGGAGGUUCAAGUGAUCAGGUGCACAGGUCAGCAGAGUUAUCUGUUCGGUCUACCAGUGCAGAUAACACUGAUUUUCGGUGCAAACAUGAUGGAAGUGUAGUAAAUCAACCUGUAUUUGUGGAUGAUAUUUCAUCAAUGGGUGCUUCCAACAAGGAUGGUGUACUGUUGGACAGUUGUGGGAUUCUUCCAAGCAAUUGUUUGCCAUGUCUUACUUUGCCAGCUGUUCCCUCUGAUGAGAAAAGAAGAUCGUCAAUUUCUGGUUCUCCUAAUGCACAGAGAAAAGCUCCUAUGAAACUCUCUUUAAAAUGGAAGGAAGGAAAUGGGAAUGCCAAUCGGCUCUCCUCAAGAACCCUUCUGCAAAGACCAAUUGCAGGAUCACAGGUACCUUUUUGUCCAAUUGAGAAGACGAUGCUUGAUUGUUGGUCGGAAAUUGACUCAAGCACUUUCAAAGUUCGAGGACAGAAUUAUUUUAAGGACAAAAAGAAGGUAUUUGCUCCCAACUAUUCAGCAUAUUAUCCUUUUGGUGUAGAUGUAUACUUAUCUCCACGGAAAGUGGACCAUAUAGCUCGGUUUGUGGAACUUCCUGUCAUUAGUUCUUCUGGGAAUCUUCCGUCUAUACUUGUUGUAAAUGUUCAGAUUCCUCUCUACCCUGCCACACUUUUUCAAGGUGAAACUGAUGGGAAAGGAAUAAAUUUUGUGUUGUACUUUAAACUUUCUGAAAGUUAUACUAAGGAGCUUCCACAAUAUUUUCAAGAACAAAUCAGAAGGUUGAUGAAUGAUGAUGAAGUUGAAAAGGUCAAGGGUUUUCCUAUGGAUACAAUAGUACCCUUCCGGGAAAGAUUGAAAAUACUGGGCCGAAUUGUCAAUGUGGAAGAUCUUCCAAUGAGUGUCCCAGAACGUAAGCUCAUGCUGGCUUACAAUGAGAAGCCUAUUCUUUCACGUCCUCAACAUGAGUUUUACUCAGGAGAAAAUUACUUUGAGAUUGAUUUGGAUAUGCAUAGGUUCAGUUACAUCUCCAGGAAAGGAUUUGAAACUUUCAUGGAUAGGCUAAAAAUCUGCGUCCUUGAUCUUGGCCUCACAAUUCAGGGGAACAAAACAGAGGAGCUGCCAGAGCAGAUCUUGUGCUGUAUUAGAUUAAAUGCUAUUGACUACAUGAAGUACCCGCAACUGGGAUUAACUCAGGAUCCUAUCUAAUGAAUUUUCAAAAUUUUAUUAGUAUUAUUAUUAUUAUUCUAGAAUUAUGAUCAAUAAUUGUCAGCUGCAAAAUAUAAUUUCAUGGUAUUUUCCUUUUGGGUCA
Prosopis cineraria is the source of this 1815-nucleotide messenger RNA. RefSeq lists its product as uncharacterized. The record is from RefSeq and is a predicted model, not a curated record. The coding region runs from base 213 to 1712 and encodes 499 amino acids. NCBI's taxonomy places the organism in Eukaryota, Viridiplantae, Streptophyta, Magnoliopsida, Fabales, Fabaceae. The transcript is spliced from 10 exons.